Molecule: messenger RNA, 300 nt
Organism: Haemonchus placei
Lineage: Eukaryota; Metazoa; Nematoda; Chromadorea; Rhabditida; Trichostrongylidae
Source: the annotation of a GenBank genome assembly
ACCUACGCAUCAGGAGGACUCCUCGACGCGUUCCCAGAGUUGGCACCGAAGCUUACCAACACAGAACCACUGACUCUGAGACAGCACAGAAAGUCUCAGGCAGAUCCAUCAUUACCAUAUCCAAACAAUGUUGUACCCCCGACUCCUCCAGAGCAACCACUCAACAAGAACGUGAGCACUGGUAAAAGUGUUGACAGUGAGCCCAUUAAGGAGAAUUCCGGCGAUGCUGUAGCCACAUUCUUCAGAAACUUCGCUGAAAAAGUCGAAGUUCGAGGCAUUCUCACUCAGGUAGCGGAGUAA